UCCUGGCUGGCGACCCACCGUGCGCCAAGCCAAUCAGCUGAGUGGCGCACACAGCUGGGCUGGGCCUCGACUUGAUCAGACUUGACGUCUUUGGCAGCGGCCGCGAAACAAAGGUCUUUGUUGAGCAUCCAAUCAACCGCAUCGAGUCUUUCGCUGCUUGUCGUUCGGGCUUUGCACACAGCCUUGCCAUGAGAGCCUAGCUGGCUGUCGGGCACCGCUUUUUUUUCUUGUUUAUGGUAUAAUAUCCAUUCAUCUAGGCGUUCAAAGCGGCAGCAUGUCAUGCUCCCCGUCUUCGCCUCAUAUAUCUUCGGUUGCCACUGUAGCAUGAGCUGGCUGCAACAUCUUAUUCUUUCCCAAUCUAUUUAUUCACUUUGAAUAACAAUCUGUGCUGGUGCGCAGCCCUAACCUGGUGAGGCUAUCCGCGUCAGCUAUGCCAAGCGGUCGCACCCUAGCAUCCCCUUUUGGUUCACUGGCAGCAUAGAGCUUCUCCUGAGAGAGACCACAACGCCCCCAGGCCACCGGCGCGCUGCGCACAGGCACAAUGGACGCCACCAUGGAUCCGGGAAUGGCCGUCGACCUUGAGGAGGUCGACCUGUUCGGUGAUCCUGUCGCUGUCAGCUUGAUGUCGGCCACUCGCCCGCCCCCCAGCAAGCAGCUACUGUCACGCCUCGACGAGAUGAGAGGCCGUGGCUGCUGUCAGAAGAUUGCAUGGUCGCGCCAGGGCACCAUAGCCUCCGUCUCGGCCGAUGGUCGCUCCGUCGAUCUGCGCUACCUCCGGAGCCACCCAGACGACGCCGCAUGGGGACUGAGUGACUCGACCACAUACAGCUCCUUUGGCUCAGUCGCCCCUCAGACUGGUGGCGGCCAGAUCGCUCACCUCGCCUGGGCCUCCUCCGGGAAUCCCGAGCUGGCCGUCGUCGACGAUGUUGGCCGUGUCAGCUUUAUCCAAUGCCCCGUCAGCCUCAACCGCGCCUUCACCACUAGGACAUGGGACGCCGACCCGGUCGAUGAGCUCGGCGCCGUCGUAGGCUGCUACUGGCUGCCGCUGGCAACCCCCGGCAAGCAGCAGUACACGGCCCUGCAGGGUCCCGCUGUUCGUGAGGGCAACGGCUGGAGGUAUGAGACGUCGUACAAGCCUGCCAUCGGGCCCUCCCACCCGAACCCGUCCAAGAGCGCCUUUGUGUGCAUCACCGCCGGCGGGACGCUCAAGAUGUUUUACUCGCAGCCCAACAACAAGAUUCAGGAGACUUCGCUGGAGCUAGAAAACAUCGGCGGCUCUGACGAUCUCAUCACGCACGCCUCUAUCUGCCCCGACAGAAGCAGCAGCGGCCUGUGCAUCACCCUUGCCCUCACCUCCAGGCUGCUCAAGCUUGUGAAGGUCGCCAUCAACUGGGGCCUGCCGCCGCAGGUGGACAAGCAGAACCCCCCAAACACCCACCCGCUAAAUCCCACAUUCAAGGAGAAGCGUAUGGCCGUCGUGAGCUGGAUGCCGCUUGGGGGGCCGCCGCCGGGGCCCGAGCCUCCCCUGGAUAUUUCCAUGGCUCACAUCUCGCUUCUCGAGCUGCUGCCUACCACGCUGGGGCCCAACAAUCAGCAGGGAUUCGUCCCGCCGCUCAUCCUGGCCGUGCGGUCGCACGUAUCGCCCUUUAGCCACAUCGUGCAGAGCGUCCUGGACGUCUGGGAGAUCGUGGAUGAUCAGGCGCAAUCAGCCCAGCCCCAGGCCCUGCACUCGGCCUUCCAGCAACUCAGCUCCCGCACCGGCGCUCCCGCCCCGCAGCCGGCCACGCGCCUCCACCGGCUGGACCCUAUCUGGCUCGACAAGGUGGCCGUGUCCAUCCAGCUACUGCACCCGGGGAGGGUCAUCUGUCUCGUCUUCAGCGACGGCACCGUUCAGCAUCGUGACCGUCAUACUCUCGAGGUCAUGUACGCCAGUCCUGAUCUCGAGCGCGUCUCGGCCCUGGAUGGACUGGGCUUCCGGUUCGCCGACGAGACACCCUGCCUGCAGGCCGCCUUCUCGCCCACGAGCUGCUCCUUUGUGCAGGUCUGCGAAGAUUCCAAGGUCAGGUGGAACAGCCUGCGCUACCCUGCUGCCGAUAUCGGCUCGACCACGCAGGACGCGCAGUACUACGCCGUCGUGGCUGGUCUCGCCAUGUCCGUCGCGGCGGCGUCAUCUCACACCAACUACGAUGACAUCUUGGCUAUCGGGCGCCAGUUCAUCGACAAGCCUCGUUUUGCGUACGACUGGGUCAUGGAGGUGGCACGGGUGCUCAAGAUCCAUAUCGACUACUCGGAGGAGGCGCAUCACGACCAGCUCGUGCGCAACCACCACCUGCAGCUCUGCCUCAGCAUUCUGCACCACAUGGGGCUGUAUGGCGAGUUCCGCCCGCGCUCAUUUGGGGGCAAAUUCGGCGCUGUGGCCCUCGGCAUCCGCAGCAUCGUUAUCCUGAUAACGAUUGCCAGUCACACAUACAAGGCGGACAAGCUCGUGCCGCUGGACGAGCCCGACGUUGUGGACGCGCUGGCGACGGGCUCCAAGUGGACGCUGGAUGUGCUCUCGUGGCUGGCCGAAAGCCUUUUCGAUCUUGCCGACGAUGCCAAGUUCGAGGCGCUGCUGAACCCGACCGACUGGAAGAACGUCAUGGAAUACCUGCAUAGCCGUAACAACGAUAUCGCCCUCCAUCUUCUGCUCUGCUCCUCGACGAGGGGAUUUAUCCAAGCUGCCUGCCGGCGUCUCAUCCACCUGGAUUCCCUCAGCCACAGAGCUACAGAUUAUUACGAGAAGAACUACACGCAGGCGCCGGGCCAGGACAGCUCUGCCGUCCCAAGCAACCGGCUGCAUCUGUCAUAUCAGCGAAUGCAACGGUACACGUCCUCUAGCCUCAUCAAGGUGGCUGAGUUUGGAGAGCUGCUGUCGGUCUUGGGCAGCGAAAUCCGAAGUGCAUACGAGGUGAUGCUACGGCCUCUAGCGGAGCGACAACGACUGCAGCAGCGUCAACAACAGCAGCAGCAACAGCAGCAGGGGCCCAACGGCAACAAAACGCAACAGCAGCAGCAACAACAGGGCGGCCCAGAUCAGGCAGUCAAGCGUGCCCAGGCUCAGUGCGAGCUGUCGUUAUUGCUGGGCAACGCGCCGCCCAACGGAUUUAUCCCCGUGCUCAAAAAGUUCUUCUUUGAAGUUAACCUGCCCGCUUUCCGGGCCCAGACGGACCGAGCGCAGCUGUUUUUUGCAGACUUCACCCUGCUCGAUGUUCUGGACGACCGCCGCAGCCUCCAGGAAAGACGCGCUCGGGGCAAGCAUGUCGACGCCUUCAAGCGCUCUGAGAUUGAGCUUGCCCCCAGGAAUGACGGCGCAGUGGCAUCGGCGACAGGACGGCAGCAGCAGCCGGGAGCGAAUGGAUCAACGGGCGUCCUGCUCCGUCGACGGUGCGUCCGGUGCGCGGCGGUCAUGGAAGACGUGACGGCACAGAAGCCGGCCGUCACCCUUGUUGUCGCACAGCAACGAAAAUGUCCCUGUGGGGGGUCCUGGGGCUUGCUAGCCAAGGGGGCUACAGCUGGCUAGGCUCGCAUUGGGGCGGCUGGGUCAUUACCACAAUGCUCCUGUUGAAGCGGGCAUAAAUGGCUGGUUUGAACAUCAAGGAUUGGAGGCGUUGGGGGAAAGGAAACAUCUUAUAUUCUUGGGUCGCCUUGAUUCCUGCGGCUUUUUGCUCGCUCUUUCAUUACUAUUAGUAUUUUCAUGACGCCUCGAUGGAUUCUUCUAUCAGCGAUAGUAUAGAUACGUGCCUAGUUUCAGCGUAAAAGUGGCUAGCCAAGUAGCCAUCAACAGCCUGUUGUGCGCACUCGCAGCUGUGAUGUUUGAUUAGAAAGAGUUGAGACGAAUGGAACCGGAAAUGCGAGCUGUGGA
Gaeumannomyces tritici R3-111a-1 is the source of this 3901-nucleotide messenger RNA. RefSeq lists its product as hypothetical. Gene Ontology annotation, biological process: positive regulation of DNA-templated transcription. NCBI's taxonomy places the organism in Eukaryota, Fungi, Ascomycota, Sordariomycetes, Magnaporthales, Magnaporthaceae. The record is from RefSeq and is a predicted model, not a curated record. Gene Ontology annotation, molecular function: protein binding. Gene Ontology annotation, cellular component: mediator complex. The transcript has a single exon. The coding region runs from base 542 to 3559 and encodes 1005 amino acids.